This is a messenger RNA of Rosa chinensis, 1576 nucleotides long. Its product is annotated as transcription factor HHO5. Lineage: Eukaryota; Viridiplantae; Streptophyta; Magnoliopsida; Rosales; Rosaceae. Gene Ontology annotation, biological process: regulation of DNA-templated transcription. The coding region runs from base 124 to 1266 and encodes 380 amino acids. The record is from RefSeq and is a predicted model, not a curated record. Gene Ontology annotation, molecular function: DNA binding; DNA-binding transcription factor activity. The transcript is spliced from 5 exons.
UUACAACAUAUCUAUAUAUACACACACACAACUCUCUCUCUGUCUCUCUUUCUCUGCUCCUUAUCAGGUUUAUCUGGGUUCUGCUAGAGACCCCAAAACAGAGAGAGAGGGAACAAAACCAACAUGGAGCUCAGCUUAGAUUCCAACAGGGUCUUCGUCCCCAAGACCAUCUCCGAGUUUCUGUCACAAGUCUCGGCCGUUAAAGACGGCGCUCAGAGGUCGUUGAAGCUUGAAGAGUAUGUGAAAAGACUCGAAGAUGAAAUGAGGAAGAUCGAGGUUUUCAAGAGGGAGCUUCCUCUGUGUAUGGUUAUAUUGAAAGAUGCGAUUGAGAGAUUGAAAGAGGAAGUAAUGCAGUGCGGGAAAGUGGAAGAUCGGGCGGUGAUUGAAGAGUUCAUACCGUUGAAGAAGAAGGAUGAGAAUGAAGGGGUAGUUUCGGAAAAGGAGAAUAGUGACAUGAAGAGCUGGAUGAGCUCUGCUCAGCUCUGGAGCACUAAUAUCAACGUUGAUUACAGCAAUUCAGGACUCAAAAUGAGAAAUGAGGAUGAUGAUCGGUCUGUGCCUGAGAACCCAAUUGAGAUAAGUAAUAAGAGAAGCAGGGGAGGGGCGUUUGUGCCAUUCAAGGGAAAUUAUGAGUCUGGUUUUGCGAGGACUUGUGUGAAGGAAGACAAGGAGGUUUCACAGGUGCCAAGCCUUUCUCUGAUGACUCCAACGUCUGAACUUGGUGGCUUUAAUAAUGCAAACUCUAAGAGCAGCACUAGAGGAGGUUCUGGUCCAUCUUUGGCGAAGUUACAGAUUGAGCAUCAGCAGCAGCAACAAUGUUUUAGGAAACAAAGGCGAUGCUGGUCACCGGAGCUUCAUCGCCGAUUUGUUGAUGCACUUCAACAGCUUGGGGGAUCACAAGUAGCUACUCCUAAACAGAUUAGAGAGCUUAUGCAGGUAGAUGGUCUCACCAAUGAUGAAGUGAAAAGCCAUUUGCAGAAAUACAGACUUCACGUCCGAAAGGUACCAGCUUCUUCUGCUGGUGAAGCCAGUGGUUUAUGGAUGAACCAAGAUCACUGUGGAGACCAUUCAAAGGCAAAUACUUCACAGUCUGGUUCUCCACAGGGUCCCCUCCUUGGUAUGGAGUUUGCCAAAGGUGGUCAAUCUACAACCGGAGGCAACAGCACAGAAACAGAAGAAGAUGAUCAGAAUUCAGACGGCCACAGUUGGAAAGGGGCACGCCACAACUCCGGCGGAGAUGUAGAGUCUUGUACUAAUCCCCUGUGAAUUUUGCAAAUACCAAUAUACGUGGGGAUAUAGCAUAUUCUCUGAUCUGAUGAGCAUAGUUAUAAUAAGCGGUGUUUUAACAAAGAGAGAGGGACUUGAAGCAGAAGGUUUUUGGAGGAAGCACUAGCUACUUAAAUUAGAGAGAGGUGACAAGAAUUAGCCAUUGUUAUGCAAAAGUUUCUUCCCUCUGCUUCUUUUAUACAGGUUUAUGUAAUGACCACUUAUAACCUAUUGAUUGUAGGAAGUAACAUGACUGUUUCCCAACUUAAUAAUCACUUUAAUUGAUUCUUGUGGUUUAACUUCUCUGAUA